This is a messenger RNA of Symbiodinium necroappetens, 2226 nucleotides long. The record is from the annotation of a GenBank genome assembly. Lineage: Eukaryota; Dinophyceae; Suessiales; Symbiodiniaceae.
AUGUGGUUUCUCCUGCAUCACGCAGUGGAUCAGGAGCGACAGAAGCUCUCUCAAAGCUCGGGUGCUCAAGCAGACAUCCGAAAUGACGAUGAGCGGACCUUGCACAAGCUCCAGAACACUCAAGCAGACAUCAGGGAAGACCAGAGCCGCAAGCAGAGUUCGGACGCUCGAGAGGAUUUCGGGGAGGAGGAGAAGCGGACCUUACACAUGGAUUCGAACGCUGAAGCAGACUUCAGGGAGGAUUAUUUUUUGCGCAGCCUCUGUGACGGGAACAUGAAUGCAAAAACGAUGGCAGACAUCCGGGCGGACAAGGAGCGGACCCUGCGCAUGCUUGUUACACUGCUGCGUGGAGAGGGGCAGAUCUUCACGGAAAUGGUUGCAGGCUUGCUGAAAGAGGUUGAACCCGGCCGCUACCGCUCAGAGAGAUUGAAGGAGCGGAUGCGCACAGUCCUUUGCGACUAUGCGCGGGACAGGGAGGAGGUGCAGAAUUUUCUUCUUGAGGAUCGUGGGAGGUCCGAUCGUCGAAAGUCCAUGUAUGUCUUUGCAGACGAUCGUGCCAAGAAGCCGGAAGAUGUCGAUGCAUUCAACCUGAGCCGGCACAAUAUGCUCUAUGCCGCGGAAGUACAAGUGUCCUUGCGAAGCCUGCCAAUCGCAGCACCUCUGGCAUGCGAGCCGUCGGUGCUUGCGGCACUGGCAGAGACCGCUAACGAGGACACCCUACAAACAGAUGCUGUGGAAGCCAUCACCGCAGCGGCGUGGCUUCAGAUGCGAGUGGCCACCGCGGUCGACAAUUUCCUGAACUGCGUGGCUUUGGGAUGUUUGUGUUUGGUGACUUGGGCGUGUCGCAAAGAAGACAUGGAUGCCCAGCCGGCACUAUGGGUCCUGGCAAUCAUACAGUUCAAAGAGGCUGUGGAGUUGCUCUGGCAGCUUGUUGUCUACUGCUGGAGCCAUGUGUCCCGCAGACGCAACAGACACAAUAACACCCAAAGCAGGGGGCAUGUGGACCGCAUGAAUGGAAAGGAAAUGAAGCUGCUGGGUGAUGCCGAUGUCUCCUUUGUGCAGCCUGCGCCCAGCUUGGAAACUCUCUUCGAUUUCUUCUUCUUGGUGGCCGGUUGCUUCGCGAUCUACGGUCAGAUGGAGCGCUGCAGCGGUGGCGAGUUGGAGCCGAUCUUCUUGCCAGGCUUCUGUUCGAUGUACUGGCUCCGACUCAUGUACAGCCUUCGUGGAGAGCGGUGGCUGGGGCCCUACCUCCUACCCAUUCUGUCAGCCGUACGAGACACCGGGGCGUUCUUCUUCGUCACCUCCCUUUGUGUGGCAAGCGCGACCCAUGCCUACGUGAUCAUGAAUCCCCGAGGCGAGGACGAGUACCCCAUAUACUCUUCGUUCCUGCAGACGGUUCGAUUGGCCAUCUUCGGGGACUUUGACCUCUUUGAAUACCAGGGCCAGGACACCACCUUUCAGCUUGUGGACGACGAGUGGGCGCCGAAUGACCCCAACCCGAAAGAUGUGGGGGGAGAGCACUCGAUCAGCCCCUACAGGCCUUACAUCUACCUGCAGCUGUGCUUCUUUGGCACGGGGAUCGGCAUUACGGUGCUGCUCAUGAACCUGCUGAUUGCCAUCCUAAGCCAGAACUACGAGAUGCAACAGGGCCGGGCACAAGGGCUCUUUGUUCAGGCCCGCGCGCGUAUGCUGCUGGAGGUUCAGCUCCGGCCGUGGACGAGGGUGGGCGCCUGGCUCGGUGGCAAGCUCUUCGACCCCGAAGUAAAAGGGCCUCCGCCCCUUUGCUUGCACCUUGUGACGCUGGCAGAGAUCGCAUUGCGCCCUCUCAAAGUGGUUAUGGAGCCUUUUGUCCCUGGGGCGUAUUACCAGAAGAAUGUCUUCGAACGAUUCUUGCAGCGGGCUCUCUGGAGCCCUGUCGCGAAACAUAACUUCUUGGCCGUUGGCAUUCCUGUAGCGUGCGUGGUGCUGUUGGCCGGGUCUCUGGUGAGCCUGCUGGCUUUUGCGGUCAUCAUCCUGGUGCUGAAACUCGUGGGUUUUCGACUCGCAGGCAUCCGCUACACGCUCAACCUCAGCCUGUUCGGCCUCUUUGGUGAUCGCUUUGCCGAGGAGUGUGAGAUUUUUGCGCUGGUCCGGACGGAAGCCGCUUCGGACGAUUUUCGAAGCAUGCGAAGUGACCUAAAGGACCUCAGCAAGAUUGUUGUGAUAGUGAUAGAAGAUAGUUUGUGA